AACGUCGAUAAUGUUCAGUCGACGUUCGUCCCUCGGCAAAAUCGGUACGUGUUUUUCUGCUCGACUCUGUUCUCUUUUCUCGAAGAAACGUGUGUUCGUCAUUGCCAACAAAAUCGUGAUAAACAUGAUCAAAAAUCACACUUUAAUCGUCACAUUAAUCGAUUAGAUAUAGUCGUAUUGCUAUUACGAUCGUAUAUCAACGAUUAUCAAAGAUCUUUAUUUGCACCACGUGCUUGCUCUUGUUACAACGAUUAUCUCUUUAUCACUUUCAAAUGACACAUGUUACACAAGAAAGAUCGAUCAUUCUUCUCGAUCGAUAGAAGUAUAUUAUGGAAUAUCGAAUAGUGUUGAAUGUAUAUUAUAGUAUUUUAUUUUGUGCAUAUGAAGAGACACAAAGUGAAAGACGAAGUUUAUUAAAAAGAAUAACGAAGAAUAAUUACGGAUUUUUAAGUGGAAAAGUUCUCCAAAAAUAUAUUAAAAAGUAUACUAAGUAACAAUAUUUCUUAUGCUAAUGAUAAAAAAACGUCAGCGAUAACGAAAACCUUGACACAUCAUAAAACAACGCUGUUUAUCAGUAUUGUGCAAUACAUUAAAAGAAAAGAAAUUUCAGAACUUACUGAAAACGAAUGAAUAAUAAUUUAUCGUUUCUAUAAUAUUAAAGAAUCAUAAAGAUGUGCAUAUUACUAUUACGCACGUUUUCAAUUAUUUUCAUGCUAUUUAUAAUAGAGAACGUUAUCGUUCAUGGAAAUCCUUUUUCUGCGCAUAGCAAAAAUGAGGAUUUUACUUUUCACAUUGUCCACACCAAUGAUAUGCAUGCAAGAUUUGAAGAAACGUCAAGAUUGUCGGCACCAAUUUGUUCUAAACAAGAUGCCGCAACAGGAAAUUGUUACGGUGGUUUCGCCAGAAUAGCGACCUUGAUUCGUCAGGCUAAAAAUUCGUCCAUACCAACAUUGUUCUUGAAUGCUGGUGAUACUUAUCAAGGUUCCGUGUGGUAUAAUAUCUACAAGUGGAAAAUCGUUGCAAAGUUCCUCAACAUUCUCGCACCAGAUGCGAUAAGUCUUGGAAAUCAUGAGUUCGAUGACGGUGUAAAUGGUUUAAUACCCUUUAUCGAAGAAUCAAAGUUUCCAGUUCUCGCGGCGAAUCUUGAUUUAUCGAAACAGCCAAACUUAAAAGCUACGAAGUUAGCGAACAGUACGGUCUUGGUGAUAAAUGGUACAAAGAUUGGUGUGAUCGGUUAUCUCACGCCAGAGACGACGAUCAUAUCGAUUACCGAAAACGUGAUCAUUAACGACGAAGUACCUGCUAUUCGCGAGGAAGCAAAGAAAUUGAAAAAGGAGGGUGUAAAUAUUCUCAUUGCUUUGGGUCAUUCUGGAUUCGAUAUUGAUAAAAAAAUCGCCAAAGAAGUUGAGGACAUCGACAUUGUCAUCGGUGGACAUACCAAUACAUUUCUUUAUCGUGGCAAACAACCUGACGCUGAACACCCCGAAGAUAUUUAUCCUACUGAAAUUGUACAAGACAACGGUAGAAAAGUUUAUGUUGUUCAAGCAUAUGCUUAUACUAAAUAUCUCGGUAAUUUUAGCGUUUCUUUCGACUCAAACGGUGAAGUUACUGACAUUGUGGGCAAUCCAAUUCUAGUCGAUCAUAGUAUCGAACAGGCACCGGAUGUUCUCAAAGAACUGGAUUUACUCAGACCUGCGAUCGAUAAUAUAAGCACAACGGAAGUUGGAAAAACUCGCGUAUUACUCGAUGGUGACAGUAAAACCUGUAGACAAAAAGAAUGCAAUUUAGGAAACCUCAUUACCGAUGCUAUCAUCGAUUAUAAUGCCCAGGAAUAUUUUUUUAAAGGAAAAUGGACCGAUGCUGCUAUUGCCGUUCAAAAUUCUGGAAGUAUAAGAGCGUCUAUCACUAGAGCCUUGAACGAUAAGAUCACAAUAGGUGAUAUACUUGGAGUUCUACCUUUUGGCAACAUUAUUUUCAAGACGUCUAUGACAGGAAAACAAAUGCUCUCAAUGUUGGAAUGGAGCGUUUAUAAUCUUAAUUACAAUUCUUCGGAUAAUUUAUUCGGUGCAUUCCUUCAAUUUUCCGGUCUUCAGGUCUCAUAUGACAUUUCUCGUCCGCCCAAUUCAAGGGUAAUUUCCGUCCAGGUACGAUGUGCCGCUUGUAAUAUUCCAAGUUACAGUGAUCUCGAUAAAAAUGCAACUUAUAAAGUUCUGAUAAAUGAUUUUAUGCGUAACGGAGGAGACGGUUACAAGAUGUUGAAAGAUCUUGAAUAUACUACAAUAGGUGUUACUACAGCGGAUGUAGUUAUCCAAUAUUUGAAAAAAUAUAGUCCUGUAUACCCUGGUGUCGAUUGGAGAAUUAAUUACGUAGACGAAAUAUAUUCUAAUAAAUUUAAUAACGAAGAUAUAUCAUCUACCUCAGUUAGAGAAUAUUCGAUAGUACUUCUAAUUCUGUUGACAAUGAUUACUAGAUUGUUAACUUGAUUUUGUUGCUCGUAAUAGUGAUUUUAUUUUAUAUUAAGUUUAUAAAAGAAAAUGAAAAUUUGACAGUAUUUACGUAUACAAUAUCAUGUGCAUACAGUCAUCUAUAUAUAUAUGCAAGUAAUUUGCAUAUUUUUUAAUUUGUUAGUAUCUAUUGUAAACAUAUAUUUUUAUCUUUCUUAACUUGAUAACAAACUUUUAUGAUAUAUUAUUUGAUCUAUUACUUUAUCAUAACAUAUUAAUUGAUUUUCUUAUUAUACAUAUGCAUUUAAAGACUUACAGAUACUUUACAAUGUAAUGUCUAAAUGAUACCAGGUGGAUAUCAUAUCUGAUAUGAUACUAGCAGUAUAUAAUGAUACUAGCAGUAGAUUUCAUUAUUGGAUUUGUAUCCCAUUUUCUACCUCAGAAAAUAUAAUAAUUCGAAUAAUUUAUUUUUGCAAUAUAUGAUGUUUCAUGGAUAUAAUGAAAUAAAUAUUAAUGUAAAUCAUU
Vespa crabro (European hornet) is the source of this 2969-nucleotide messenger RNA. RefSeq names its product protein 5NUC-like. The record is from RefSeq and is a predicted model, not a curated record. Bases 672 to 2483 code for a protein of 603 amino acids. Lineage: Eukaryota; Metazoa; Arthropoda; Insecta; Hymenoptera; Vespidae. Gene Ontology annotation, biological process: AMP catabolic process. The transcript is spliced from 8 exons. Gene Ontology annotation, molecular function: nucleotide binding; 5'-nucleotidase activity; metal ion binding. Gene Ontology annotation, cellular component: plasma membrane.